CGUGGCCAUUAAAGGAGGAGGAAACAGGGAAUUCGCUGAAGUGGCAAAUUAUUUUUCAAGACCGGAUGUCUCUGACUUUGACGACGAAGUUAAAAAUGAUGAAAUCAACGGAAGCAUUUCUUCUUCUUUAAAUCAAGCAAGGAAUGGAAUCUGGAAAUGUACAACUUGCCAAAAAUCAUUUUCGGCUCGAAAUAACAUGUUGAGGCAUGAGAGGCUACACUCCGAGAAUGCAAAAGAUAUUAAAUGUGGCCAUUGCGGAAAGGGAUUUGCUCGUCGGUAUGCUGCCAAGCACCAUGAAACAAAGUGCCUGAAAAGACCGUCAACUUCAGAAGCAAACUCCCAUAUACAAGCAUCUCUACCCCCAGCCAAGAAAUUAAAGAAAACUUUUCCUGAUUGUGAGGAAGCUCUUAACUCCUUCAAACAAUAUAUCAUUUUACCCGAGGAUGGAUCCGAUGAAGAUCUCACCGUUUUUCUUUCAACUGUUCAAGAUAGUGUACGCGAACGGUUACGGGAAUAUUUAACACUUAAUAGAGGUAUUAAAUGGUACUACGUUGUUAGUGCGAAAUUCAUAAGGUUUGUAACCGAACAAGAAAUAGAAACAACUACAGCCCAUUUUAGAAGUGCGUGUAUGUUAAAUCUGGAUGAGCAACUUUGA
Messenger RNA from Stegodyphus dumicola, 655 nucleotides. RefSeq lists its product as uncharacterized. NCBI's taxonomy places the organism in Eukaryota, Metazoa, Arthropoda, Arachnida, Araneae, Eresidae. The record is from RefSeq and is a predicted model, not a curated record.